GCAAAGAGGUAAAUGCAAGAGGCAAAAAUACCAAGAUGCGUAUGGUUGCCGCGUAAAUAUUCCAAAUUACCAUUAACUAACUUGGAAUCUCCCCCACUUUUAUAUAAAAGUCGUCAAGCAAGCACCCAAUAUUUUCUCACCUUUUCUGUUCAAUUGUUUAACUUCCCACCCAAGAAAAUAACGUUCUUGCUUCCGCUUCUAUCGAGGUCUUUUGAACCAGAUUGCUUAUUCCCAACUAUGAAGAAAUCAGCCCUCUUCUCUGUUUCUCUCGCUGCUACAAUCUCUGCUUUUACUCCCAAUUUUCAGUUUACAAGCGAGAAGGAGACAGAAAAUGAAAAUUCUACAAUCAAGAAAUCAACCUUAACCGAGAAAUUUGCUCCGAGGUUUGAUGGGUUAAAGUUCAUUGAGACUUUGAUCACUGCUCAUAGAUAAAAGAAAAUCCCCAUCACCACAAGCUUCAAAUUUUACCUGAUUCAGAAGCUUUUUUCUUCUUCUUCUUUUUUUUCUUUUUUUUUCCUUUUGUGUUUGUGUUUGUGACCUAUUCGGCCUUUUUGUAGAUUGUUAAGAAGAGAAAGAGAUGAAACAACAAUCCAUGUUAUUUAAUUUGGAUGCCCUUCCAAAAUUUAUGAGUUUUGAAAUAUGAGCUUUGGCGUAAUUUGUUAUAUAAAAA
Messenger RNA from Gossypium arboreum, 670 nucleotides. RefSeq lists its product as uncharacterized. Lineage: Eukaryota; Viridiplantae; Streptophyta; Magnoliopsida; Malvales; Malvaceae. The coding region runs from base 13 to 432 and encodes 139 amino acids. The transcript is spliced from 2 exons. The record is from RefSeq and is a predicted model, not a curated record.